GCAGAGCAACAAGAGCUGUCUGCAGACUUUUGCAAAGGAAAUUCAGGAUUUUACGAAUGAAAACAUUAUGGAGGGAAAGAGUUAAAGAUCUCUAUAUGUUAUGCUAAGAUGGGGAAAGUCAUCGUCCAUGGCUACGUCACAUCUUAAGCAGACAAGGAAGAUCUCUAGGUAAUACUGAGCUAGUCCUACUUUCUUGGAACAUACUUGGAAGUUUAUCACUGUGAGCUUGGCAGCAAAACAUGUUCACUUUCUUCAUAAGAAAAAUACCAAUGCCCAACUUUCUGGACUUCAAACACUACUAUUUCCUCCUCAUUUUCUUUUUCUGUGUAACAGCUUGGCCACAUGCUCAAAAAGGGGACAACUGCCCAAGCUCUGAGUGGAGUGUCAUGUGUCGUCCGUGUUGUGAGUACCACCUGAUCCAGUGUCGGUGUCCCUCACAAGGGUUGAAGGUGGGCUACACUGUUCCCUGCUGUCGAAAUGCCCUGGAUGAGUGUGACCCCUGUAUCAUUCACCCAGGUUGCAGUCUCUUUGAGAACUGUAAAACCUGCCACAAUGGAACAUGGAGAGCCAAUGAUGAUUUCUUUGUCAAGGGAAAGUAUUGUACAGACUGCCGCCAAGGCUGGAGUGGAGGAGACUGUAAAACCUGUGGAGGUGUCAUUCAGCGAGCUCAAGGUCACAUAGUCCUGGAGAGUUACCCAACAAAUGCUCGAUGUGAAUGGAGAGUGCAAGCGCAGAGGGGCAGCAGUGUUGAGCUAAGGUUUUCACAGAUCAGUCUAGAGUCUGACCAUAACUGUCGUUAUGACUACAUCGAAGUGCGUGACGGCGACGAACUGAGUUCCCCUGUGAUUGGACGGUUUUGUGGGGAUCAACCACCUCCUCCAAUAAAAAGCUCCAGGAACAUAUUACACAUCCUGUUCUCCUCAGAUGGCUACAACAACUUUGAUGGCUUUGUUCUUACUUUUCAGGAGAGUUCAGUUUCAGCCGUCAAGAAUCCAACAUGUGCACCCCCAGAGAAACCAGUGAAUGGAUAUUUGCUACCUGUAUCUGGCCUGAAGGAGGAGCUUGUAUAUAACUACCAUUGCCAUCCACCUUUCAUACUGAUCGGCUCCCAGCAGACGACCUGUAUGCCUAAUGGUACAUGGAGUGGCACACCUCCCACAUGUGUAAAAGCACAAACAAACACGGUCCGGUGUUCCCCUCCACCCAAAUUGCUCAAUGGCUACUACAGACCUGCUCCUGACACAGCUGGAGGCGCACAAACGAUUGAGUUUUCCUGUAAAAACUCUUACAUUCUGAGUGGAAACCACAAGAGUACCUGCCUCACUAAUGGAUCCUGGAGUCACAGGCCACCCAAGUGUGUGAGAGCAUGUCGAGAGCCCAAAGUGUCUGAACUUGUGCGACAAAGGGUUGUAAAGCCACACCUUAUAUCAAGAGGGAGUCCAGAUCAAAGACUUCGCCUCUCAUCCAGGUAUAACAUGCAUGACUUGUUGUCUGCUGGCUUUAUUCCACUAACUUUGGAUAGACAGUCCAAAAAAAAUGAGGCUCCCUUAGAGUUUCCUCGUGGCUUUCACCCAGUCCACACGAGCAUCGAGUACAAGUGUGCCUCACCUUUCUACCACCACUCCGGAAGUUCCCGACGCACCUGUCUGAAGACUGGCAGGUGGAGUGGGCGCCAUGUCUCCUGUUCACCAGUGUGUGGCAAAUUUGACACUUUCAGCACACACAACCUCACAGACACUCAGUGGCCAUGGCACGCAGCCAUCUAUAUCCGCUCCCCUCCUGAUCACACCACCAGCAGCCACAGGCCCCCUGUAAUGACCAUGUGGGACCAGCAGGGGCCCUCAGAAGAGUCCACAUUCUGGUACCUGGCCUGCAGCGGGGCUCUGCUCAGCCAGCGAGGCGUCCUGGUGGCGGCUCACUGUGUGGUUGAGAAGGACAAACAGCAGCCGCUUCACCCGGCCCAUGUGAAGGUUGUUGUAGGCACACAGUACCAGACAUCCAAGAAUCGGAUAAAAAGCCUGCGCUACCUCAAGGUUUCAGACAUCUUGGUGCAUCCAGAUUUUUUCUCUUCACCAGACUCUGAUGUGGCUGUGCUCAAGCUUAUGGACAAAGCCAAGAUCAGUGAGCGUGUGUUACCAGUAUGUCUACCCGAAAUACAAGGAGGAGAGGUGAUGGCUCAGGAGGCUUUUACUGUGGGGUGGAUGUCCCCAAAUGAUCACAAGAGUUCAAGCCACUACACUCCCUUAAGCCAGACGAAACUUGUUGAGUUGGGUGAUAUUGCUCAAUGUGAAAGGGCAUUUGCUAAAGGAGGAGCACAUUCCACAGUGCUCAGUCACAAUACAUUGUGUGUCAUUAGCAAACCAUCCAGUCCUCAAAGCCCUUGUCCCAGAGUUAUCCCAGGCAUCGCAAUCACACCGCCUGUGUUUUCAUCCACAAGUGGCAACUUGUCCAGUCACGAGGAGACUCAGGGAGCCUCUAGUGCAAGCUGGCAGUUGCUUGGUUUAGAGAGUUUCAUCUAUGAGGAAACAAACUGCCACCAACAGACUUACACAGUUCAGACAAAAAUAGCCAACUUUCGAGACUGGAUAAAGGAAAAUAUGAAGUAGAUAUUUUUCAAAAACUUUAAUUUAAAGCUGAUUUUCAAGAAUUUACCUUUUACAUCUCCAUUUUGUUCCAAAUUUGUUAUGCUCAGAGAUGAUAAAAAUGGUGGAGAGGUUCUUGACAGUGAUAAUACUGUGAUAAUUGAGUACCUGCUAUCUACAGUAUGUCAAUAUCAUGUGAGGUGAGAACUCCAAUUGUCUGUCUUAUGUAUGGAUGUUACUGCUCUGUAUUUGCACCUGUUAAGCCAAAUGAACUUCAAACAAUUCAUUAUGAGCUGGUCGAGAUACACACCCUCAUGAUCUCUAAAUGUUAUAUACUUUGG
Molecule: messenger RNA, 2923 nt
Organism: Thunnus maccoyii (southern bluefin tuna)
Lineage: Eukaryota; Metazoa; Chordata; Actinopteri; Scombriformes; Scombridae
Product: inactive serine protease PAMR1-like
Exons: 11
Coding region: 240-2606 (788 amino acids)
Biological process (GO): proteolysis
Molecular function (GO): serine-type endopeptidase activity
Source: RefSeq, a predicted model, not a curated record